CAUUUUCCUCUCAUCAUGUAUCUCAAUUCUAGUAUUCUACCCAUCAAAGUAAAAGAAACAAAAAUAACAAAAUGCGAAUUCUUGUUUUCUUCUUGUUUAUUCACUGUCUGAAUAUUAGCUUCAUCAAUGGCGGAAUAUUAUCAGAACAAGAAGCAUUAUUAGCUAUUAAAUCUGCCAUUAAAGAUGAUCCUUAUAAAAGUCUAUCAUCUUGGAAAAACACUACUCACCAUUGCAAUUGGUUGUUUGUCACUUGCUCUUCGUCUUCUUACUCUCCCACUGUCAUUUCCCUGGACAUGACCAACUUACAUCUCAAUGGUACUCUUUCUCCUCAAAUCGGUUUUCUUACAAACCUGCAAAAGCUAUCUCUCCAAGAUAACAAUUUUUAUGGGUAUGUCCCGUCUUCUCUUUCUCUCCUUACAAAACUCCAAUAUCUCGACAUAGAAUUAAACCAAUUUAGUGGCCCACUCCCUUUAUUUGUUAAUAUGUCGGAGCUUCGGUGCCUUUCCCUUAGUUGGAACUACUUUUCUGGUGAGAUACCAAAUUCUUUUUCUUUUCUUACAAAUUUGAUUCAUUUGGAUUUAUCAAAUAAUCAAUUACAUGGUGAGAUACCAAAUUCUUUUUCUCUUCUUAUAAACAUGACGUUCUUAAUUCUUUGUCAAAACAACUUACAAGGUUUCAUACCAGAGUUUAUUGGAGAUUUAUCUAAGUUAGAAGAACUUCAAUUUUCGAGAAAUAACUUUACAGGGAGUAUUCCACAAAAGUUGGGGACGAAUGGGAUAUUGAGUUACCUAGAUGUUUCUUCAAAUAAGCUUAGUGGUCCAAUCCCUGAGAGUUUAGGGAGUUGUAAGUCACUUUUUGUUCUAGAUUUGUCACAUAAUCAACUCACGGGUCAGUUACCUGUCAACAUUGGAAAGCUUACGAGUCUUAAUUAUUUGUUGGUUGCCAACAAUAACUUGAUUGGAAAAAUCACACCACAGAUUACAGGAUACAAUGUCACGAAUUUUAAAAACUCUUCUAUCUGCAACUUGGUUAAUCUUCAAAUCCUUGAUUUAUCUUAUAACAAGUUUAAUGGAGAAGUUCCUCAUUGCUUGGGCAAUACUAGUACUCAAUUAGCUGUAUUGAAUCUUCAAUCAAAUAAUUUCAAGGGCAUCAUUCCAUCAGCAUUUUCUACUUGUGAUUCAUUGGAAUAUGUAGAUUUCACUGACAAUCAGUUAGAAGGAGCUAUACCAAGGACUUUGUCAAAAUGUAGAAACUUGAAAGUCCUAAAUUUGAGGAACAACAAAUUAAAAGAUGUAUUCCCCUAUUGGUUAGGUAGCCUUCCGUAUCUAGAGGUUCUCAGCCUACCCUUUAAUAAAUUUCAUGGUGAUAUAACUAACAAUGUAUCAAAGAUUGCAACAUCUCCUUUUUCAAGUCUACAAAUUCUCGACCUUUCAAACAAUAAUUUCUGUGGUAAGUUGCCAUUCAUGUACAUCGAACAAUUUCGCUCCAUGAUGGAUAUCAACAUGUCUACUAUAGGAAGUCCAAGGUACUUAGAAAAUGGAUUUGGUGUUUAUUAUACGUAUACGUACUCCAUCAAGAUUAUAGUAAAGGGGGUGGAAUUGGAUUAUAAGAAGAUAAUUACUUCUAUGUCAACAUUUGAUAUGUCUAAUAAUCACUUUAAAGGAGAGAUUCCAAAUUCUAUAGGGAUGUUGCGAGCACUUCGAAAUCUUAAUCUCUCGCAUAACUUACUUACCGGAAACAUCCCUCCAUCCAUCGGGAACUUAUCAUUGUUGGAUGGUUUAGACCUAUCAUCAAAUAGGCUUAUCGGUGAAAUCCCUCAAGAACUUGUUAGUUUAACAUUUCUCGAGGUUUUUAAUGUUUCAUAUAAUCAACUGGAAGGGCCUAUACCCCAUGGUAACAAUUUUGAUACCUUCUCAUCUGAUUCGUACAAGGGAAAUCUUGAGUUGUGUGGAGCAACAUUACUUGAAUGCAAAAACAAUAUUGUUGUGCAAUCUUUGAACAAUGAUAAUGUGGAAGAAAAAACAGAAUUAUCGAUGUGGGAAGUUGUAGUGAUUGGAUUUGGAAGUGGAACAAUAGUUGGUUUGGCUUGGGGGUACUACAUAUUGUUAGUGGGGAAGCCGAUUUGGCUUUUUGAAUUGUUGAGCAAGAUGGAACGGGCUUUACUUGAUUUUCAUGACCACCAUUUCAGUAGAAGAAGUAGAACAAGAAUAACAAAGAACUAAAAGUGAUCAUCUAUCUGAGAAACAUUUCAUUUGUACUAAGAAGUAGAGUAUGAUGGAAUGGGCCUUUUUGGGCUUUACUUGAA
This is a messenger RNA of Amaranthus tricolor (Joseph's coat), 2305 nucleotides long. RefSeq names its product receptor-like protein 43. Lineage: Eukaryota; Viridiplantae; Streptophyta; Magnoliopsida; Caryophyllales; Amaranthaceae. The transcript is spliced from 2 exons. Gene Ontology annotation, molecular function: protein binding. The coding region runs from base 72 to 2222 and encodes 716 amino acids. The record is from RefSeq and is a predicted model, not a curated record.